AAUGCGGCGUGCGCAAUGUUAAGGUGGGGUAUGGGACCCCGAUACGGGCCUUCCUCGCAGUCACAGCCUGUAGUGGCGAGGUAGCCCGAGGCAGGUGGCGGGUGUGGUGGACGUGAUCGCGGGUGGUGCGACGCGCAUCAUCUCGUUUUGGCGGACUUGAACUUAAUAACUAAGUGCUUCUGGCUUCCAUGUGUGCUUGUGAAUUGGCGCCGCAAAGAAGCGCGGUUAAGUUGGGUUGGCACGGUCGAUGGAUGCAGUCGCCCUCGCCAGCGCUAUUGACGCUUGGUAUGAGGAGCAAGGUUUGGCGCGUAUGUUAGGAGCAAGCGUGCCCGCGUUGAGGAAGAGGGCUUCAGCAACUCGGAACCGUUGCGCUCCGGGCGACCGAAGAGGCGGGCGGCAAACACACGAUGGGACCCAUCCCGAGGCGAAGAACUUGCUCUUAAGCCCCGCACCCUCGCCUGGAACCUUUACGUUUGCAGCGACUCGCUUCUUACAUACGCAAGUACUGUAACACGACCACGCGCCUUUUGGUCGCUGGUCAAGUCCGCGCAACUUCCCUCCAUCCAUCGCGAGUCGCGCCUUCCCGCUUCCAAGCCCCCUCCUCAAACAUGAAGAUUGCCUGCAUCGGUGCUGGCUACGUGGGUGGCCCCACGAUGGCCAUGGUGGCGCUGAAGUGCCCCGAGAUUGAGGUGGUCGUCGUUGACAUCAACGAGGAGCGUAUCAAGGCCUGGAACAGCGAGAAGCUGCCGAUCUACGAGCCUGGCCUGUUCGAGGUGGUGAAGGAGUGCCGCGGCCGCAACCUGUUCUUCUCCACUGACACCAAGAAGCACGUGGGCGAGGCUGACAUUGUGUUCGUGUCCGUCAACACGCCCACCAAGACCCACGGCAUUGGCGCCGGCCGUGCCGCCGACCUGACCUACUGGGAGGGCGCCGCCCGCCUGAUCGCCUCGGUGUCCACCAGCAGCAAGAUUGUGGUGGAGAAGUCGACUGUGCCCGUCAAGACCGCCGAAGCCAUCGGCAAGGUGCUCAAGCGCAACUGCCAGGACCCCAACGUCAACUUUGAGAUCCUGUCCAACCCCGAGUUCCUGGCUGAGGGCACGGCCAUGGAGGACCUGAAGCACCCCGACCGCGUGCUCAUUGGCGGCGCCGACACCGAGAGCGGCCAGAAGGCCAUCCGGACCCUGGCCGAGGUGUACGCGCACUGGAUCCCCCGCGAGCGCAUCCUCACCGCCAACCUGUGGUCGGCUGAGCUGGCCAAGCUGACCGCCAACGCCUUCCUGGCGCAGCGCAUCAGCUCCGUCAACGCCAUCAGCGCGCUGUGCGAGGCCACCGGCGCCGACGUGAGCCAGGUGGCGCACGCCAUCGGCACGGACAGCCGCAUCGGCCCCAAGUUCCUGAACGCCUCGGUGGGCUUCGGCGGCUCAUGCUUCCAGAAGGACAUCCUGAACCUGUGCUACGUGUGCGAGAGCGUGGGCCUCAAGGAGGUGGCCGACUACUGGCUGCAGGUGGUGUCCAUGAACGACUACCAGAAGCAGCGCUUUGUGGAGCGCGUCAUCGGCGCCAUGUUCAACACCGUGUCGGGCAAGAAGAUCGCUGUGUACGGCUUUGCCUUCAAGAAGGACACGGGCGACACUCGCGAGACGCCCGCCAUUGACGUGUGCAAGGGCCUCAUCCGCGACGGCGCCAAGUGCUGCAUCUUCGACCCCGAGGUCAAGGCCGAGCAGAUCUUCCGCGACCUGUCCGCGCCCAAGUUCGAGUGGGACCGCCCCAACUACAGCCGCAGCCAGAGCCACAUGCUGGAGAAUGUGCAGGUGCAGUCGGACCCCAUCGCCGCCGCCGACGGCGCGCACGCCAUCUGCGUGCUGACUGAGUGGGACGAGUUCAAGCACUACGACUAUGCGGCGCUGUACGAGAAGAUGGUCAAGCCCGCCUUCAUCUUUGAUGGCCGCAACAUCCUGGACCACGCCAAGCUGCGCGAGAUCGGCUUCAUCGUCUACGCCCUGGGCAAGCCCCUGGACCCCUUCCUGGUCAAGGGCUAUUAAGCGGCGCGCGGCGAGGGAGGCAGCAUCAGUGGCGAGCGGCGCUGGUGCGCGGCGGCUGCAGCCGGCGGAGAGGGACGCUCUGGGCUUUGAGCUGCUGUUGGCGCGUGUGGAGCUGCGUAGGAGCACAUAGCUGGAGCUAGGGUCUGGAGCAGGAGGUUACUGUAGCUGCGACAUUAGUAGGAAUAGCAGGUAACGGUGAGGUUAGGCGAUUCACCGCCUACGGCGAGACGCGGACACAGUGCAUUCAUCCGACGGGAAGGAGCAGAGCAGCGAGUGCAGGAGUGUCGUUGCAUGAGGUGAUGUGAGCUCUAAUCCGGGACCGAGGCAUACACAUGGCUAAAGUAGAUAAUGAUACGCGUAUGGCUGAGUGCUGCAGGCGGCCGCAAAAGCCAGCGGGCCGAGAGCGUCAGUCUCGACUGUCCGAGUGCGUGACGCGGGCAGGGAAUCCCGGACCAGAAUUCGAACGUUACCAACUGACCGAACUGCGUGGGGUGAUGUGAGUUUUGACCUGGCUUGGACGCGUGACCACGUGUUGACAUGCAAGUGUGUGAGGUACAGUUUUGGACUUUUGGUGAUCUCGAACAACAUAUGAUAGAAAGCAAACAGACAAGUGUGGCUAUGAGGGUGCAAUCCAGGUGCUGGGGCCGGGGGCCCUGAGUAUGUUGCGUUCAGGGUCUCUGGUAUGCCCCACACGGCAUGCAGGAGAUGCAAGGUCCCAGCAUGUAAAACCGGUGGCUUGACUUAUACCACCAGCAAUUCUGGGAUUUGGCCUCACAAGGCUUUGGGAGUGUGGGGGUCCCAUCAUACUUAGCAGGACUGGCGAUGGCACUGGGGGCCGCGGAAGCUGCCGGAUUAGGCCGGAUUCAACCGCCGGGCCUGGCAUUGGAGUCAGAACGCUCGCAAUGUGACCUUUAUUCCAAGCCAUAAUAGGAUGAAUUAAGUGCACACCUACA
This is a messenger RNA of Chlamydomonas reinhardtii, 2995 nucleotides long. RefSeq lists its product as uncharacterized. Gene Ontology annotation, biological process: glycosaminoglycan biosynthetic process. The transcript is spliced from 5 exons. The record is from RefSeq and is a predicted model, not a curated record. NCBI's taxonomy places the organism in Eukaryota, Viridiplantae, Chlorophyta, Chlorophyceae, Chlamydomonadales, Chlamydomonadaceae. Bases 609 to 2042 code for a protein of 477 amino acids. Gene Ontology annotation, molecular function: UDP-glucose 6-dehydrogenase activity; NAD binding. Gene Ontology annotation, cellular component: nucleus; cytosol.